UUUCCGUGAUGUACGUUGCAGUCUGUCCAUCUUAGCAUAAGUGGCCGCUCAAAAGCACACCAGCAGUCACAUUCAUUAAUAAUCAAAAACCAAAUUGACCAUGGUGAGGAACACUUCAGGGAUGGCAUCUUGAUGAAGGCGAGACUAUUGGUAGACAAACUAGUCUUAUGUUAUAAUGUCAAUUUUGGAGUACAUGUUUCCAUUGACAUCACACUAUUUUGAAACCAAACAACAAACUUUGUUACAAAGUGAGAGACAUGAAAAUAAUGCAAAAGCCAACUAUUCAACACAGAUGCAAAUCCCAAAUGAAUCAUCUGAUUUAUCUAUUACAUUUACUGAUUUUCUUCAAAGUAUGAACACUGAUGACACAAAAAAGUCUAUUAUAAUAGGACCAGACAGAGCGGAUAAAACGUCACUGGUUUUUCAAGUUGCUGUCAGUGCAGCAGCAUCUGGAUCAAGAGUCACCUAUAUUUGUACUCAUCCCCUAAAAAGACUGCCUUUCCCAGUGCAUGGAAUGGCGAAACCAGAAGCACACAUCAUGAGCAAUGUAGACUUCCUGUAUAUAGAUGACUCCAAGGAACUCAUAAUUUGGCUGGCAUCAACGCACACCAGGACAAAAUGGCCAAGCUUCCUAAUUAUUGAAGACAUUUUAAGUUAUGCUACACACUUUGAUGAUCACAAUUUGGAAAGAAGCCUUGCUAAAUUAUGCGCCAUUAUUUCUGAUACUUCUUCCUGGCUUUCAUUAAACAAUGAAGCCAAAAGUUGCCAAGUGGUACUGACAGCACCAACAAGAAUGCACUCUUUUUGCCAAGUAUUGAAUCGGUUUCACUUUAGGACAGUUGGCUACUUAGGCCCAGAGAAAGAUCAUCUUAAUUCAAAAAUAUACUAUGAAAAUGAAAAUGUUUCAAUCCAAGUAAACUUUAGUCAACAAAAGGAUUGUAUAGUUUUAUCUAAUGUUAUUUUUUCCAAAUCAGUUUAAAAAUAAAUAAAUAAACCAAAGGUUCUUAAUGUUACAA
This is a messenger RNA of Biomphalaria glabrata, 1016 nucleotides long. RefSeq lists its product as uncharacterized. Gene Ontology annotation, molecular function: single-stranded DNA binding. The transcript is spliced from 7 exons. Gene Ontology annotation, biological process: double-strand break repair via homologous recombination. The coding region runs from base 176 to 979 and encodes 267 amino acids. Gene Ontology annotation, cellular component: Shu complex. NCBI's taxonomy places the organism in Eukaryota, Metazoa, Mollusca, Gastropoda, Planorbidae. The record is from RefSeq and is a predicted model, not a curated record.